AUGGUCUCGUACGUAGCAAACGGCGAGUUUGGUAUCGCAAAAUCGAAAGAGCUAUGCGGAUUCAUCAAAGUUCGUGGCUCACCCGAGCACAUGACAUCCACCGCACGAUAUGAUUAUCUCUGUCAUUUAGUCGGUGAAGAAGAAUGUGUCUUAAGAGCAAUCGGGGGCUUGCUCGCUUUCGUUGUACAAAAUGGCGUCCUUGCAGCUGUCGCGACCGACGACGAGUCCAUUGAGAUCAAUGCAAUUCGGCAUCGCAAUUUUUGUGAUGUGAUGGAUAUCAGUCCCACAACACUGCGUGCGUUACACGUCUUCAGCCAGGACACGCAUCCAAUCGGACGUGGUGGCCUAACGCCGAAGGAGGGUUUGUCGUUAUAUGGGAUUCUGAAGAGCCACGUCAAGACAGGUGCUGCGCGAAAGCUGCUGAGACUUUGGUUGCUGUAUCCAUCGACGAACAUUCAAACCGUAACGGAAAGACAGUUUGUCGUCGAUUUUCUUCGGCGAAGCUCAAAUGCUGCCAUACUUCAGGCUUUGAAUGAUGCUCUUCGCGGAGUCAAGAACGCACCCGGUGUACUUUGCCGGCUCAGAAAGAUAUGUGGUGGGAUAAAUGAUUGGAAAGCUUUGUAUUCAUCUUUGAAGUCCUUCAUAAUCGUUCUGGAUACAAUGAAGGUCGCCAUGCAACAGAACGAGGACGUCAAAUCUUCUCCCCUCUUCGCCCACGCCACUUCUGUCUCUGAAACCCAUCUGAGGCAGUGUGUCGAUUGGAUUGACGCAGUCGUCGAUUUCGAAGAAAGCACUGCAUCCGGGAAGCUCGUGGUUGCACAGGGGUUUAGUGAGGAAAUAGAUGAGAUGAAGCGAUGUCAUAGCGGUUUGGAUGACUUCUUGACGUCUGUAGCCGUUCAAGAACAUGAAAACUUCCUAGAAAUGGAUAACCCCCCGUCAUUAUCUUCGCUUUGCUUCACCUAUCAACCGCAAAUUGGAUAUCUGGUUAUGCUUUCGAAAGCAGAUGUUGAUCGGGUUGGUUUCGAAAACCUUAAGCAAUGCGGAAUGUCAUUCAUCUUCAGCUCCCCAGAACAGGGAUAUCACUUCAAAAAUGACCGAUGCACUCAGCUUGACGACGAGUUGGGGGACAUUUACGGUGCCAUCAUGGAUUUGGAGUCGAAGGCUUACCGAUACUUAGAAACGAAAGUAUUUGAAGCCUCUGCAUCUAUUCUUGAAGUAGCUGCUUUGGUCCGAGAAUUGGAUUGUUUGCAGGCUUUUGCAUGUGCCGCAAAUGAAUUUUCCUGGACCAAACCUAACUUUCUGGAGGACGAAGAUCGGCUUGUUGUGGAGGACGGUAGACACCCGCUUCUUGAAUUGGUCGUGCCAUCCUAUGUUCCGAAUUCAACCAAUCUGAGAGGCGGCGAUAUUCAGAUUGUCACUGGGUAA
Chondrus crispus (carragheen) is the source of this 1425-nucleotide messenger RNA. RefSeq lists its product as hypothetical. Gene Ontology annotation, cellular component: nucleus. The record is from RefSeq and is a predicted model, not a curated record. The transcript has a single exon. Gene Ontology annotation, biological process: chiasma assembly; mismatch repair. NCBI's taxonomy places the organism in Eukaryota, Rhodophyta, Florideophyceae, Gigartinales, Gigartinaceae. Bases 1 to 1425 code for a protein of 474 amino acids. Gene Ontology annotation, molecular function: ATP binding; ATP-dependent DNA damage sensor activity; mismatched DNA binding.